Molecule: messenger RNA, 1866 nt
Organism: Lasiodiplodia theobromae
Lineage: Eukaryota; Fungi; Ascomycota; Dothideomycetes; Botryosphaeriales; Botryosphaeriaceae
Exons: 8
Coding region: 1-1866 (621 amino acids)
Biological process (GO): DNA-templated transcription; regulation of DNA-templated transcription
Cellular component (GO): nucleus
Molecular function (GO): DNA binding; zinc ion binding; DNA-binding transcription factor activity, RNA polymerase II-specific
Source: RefSeq, a predicted model, not a curated record
AUGUCGCGGCCCCAAGUCGGCAUCGACCGCCUGCCGCAGCGCCGCCUCAGCACCGAGCCGAGGGAGGCAAUGAACUGCAAGAGCUGCCGCAAACGCAAGAUCAAGUGCAACCGCCUGCGUCCCACGUGCGAGGCCUGCAAGGUCUUCGAGUGCCCGUGUAUCUAUGACGCCGUCCCCAAAAAGCGCGGCCCCAAGACAGAUGCCAUCGAGGCCCUCCUCAAGCGUGUCGACAGCCUCGAGAAACGCCUCCAUGAAGAAAGCAAAGACAAGCAGCCGUCCGACAAGAAUGACGACCCGCCCGUCGAGGACUUCAACGCCCCGCAGCAGCCCUCAAAACCACCCCAGCCUUCUCCGUCGAUAGCGCAGAAACCGUCCAUAGGCAUCAAUCCUAAUGCUAACAUCUCGACAACCUCCAUUUCCCCCACCGAUGUCAGUCAGCCCACUCCUUUCCAGCGCCCGGACGUCCUGCUCGAUACGUACUUCGCCCGCGUCCACGGCAAGCCCUAUUACAUCCUGGACGAACUUACCACCCGACAACGUCUGCAGCAUCACCAGCUCCCCACUCACUUGGCAUAUGCCAUUUAUGCAGUGAGCGCGCGAUAUUCAUCCCAUCCUGCGGGCUACAGUGCCGCGGUCCGUGCUAGCGAAGACUAUGCCGCUCGCGCCCGCGCCGAACUUGAUACGGAUGAACCGUCGAUAGAGGCUCUGCAAACGCUGCUCCUGCUUGCUAUGGCGAACUAUCAAUCCGGGCGGGGCAAGAAGGCGUAUAUGCUUCUGAAACUCGUGGAAAUUGGAAGGGCGUCAUCAAUCAUUGAUUGGCCAGCAUUUGUGGGUUACUGUGUCGGCACAGCCGGCACCAUCCACGUCCAUGGUGCUCAUUACCGAGGCCGGGAAGGAGAGGUCUACUCAUCAAGUCCGGAGCUUCUUUCUAGGGAAAUGCAGCAGCUUGCGGAACUUCGUUUCAUCUGGGCUGGUGUGCAACAUCAGCGGGACACCCUUCAGUGGAUCUAUGGCUGCCACUCUGAACUCGUCAAGUCAAUGGCAGGCAACGCGAUGCGAUUCUCACCAACCUUGGAUCUUGAGGAUUUCUUUGACAGGUACCCUGGUCAUGCAAUUGAUGGGGCACACGUCACGUUCCAGGAUCUUUCUCAUGACUCCAUACGUGAGAGCGUAUCGCUGUAUGCCGCUUCCCCGCAGAAUCCCUACUACGGCGCCAAUUCUUUCCCCUUGCCAGCCCAGCCUCCCUUGCUCCCAUCGCAACCCAACCAAUCUCCGACAAGUCCGCUCGAGCGGCGCCGGAAACGCCGAUGCACAGUAGCUUCCUCAGCGUCGGGACAUUCCAGCACCAACACCGGCUCGAACAACCCCAACAUUAAGUCUGAAGAGGUAACAAACGGAGGUAGUGUUUCAGCCUCUACGUCAAACGACCAAAAUGGUUCUACCCACAAUCAAACCGCUUCGCCGGAGGUUCCACAUCAUCAACCCCAGCAACAGCAACACAACCAGAACCAUCUCAAUCUUGGGGCAAACAACGACAGCAACUCACAUCUCCAGGCUUUCCAACAACAGCAAGUUAUUACCCCAUUCUCGCCCAACUUCACCUUCUCUGCUGCCUUCACGCCGGAUCCGAGUGGCACCUCGGCGAAUCAUAACAGCAACGAGGGACAAUACGACCCAGUAUUCGGCAUGCCUACCCCGUACGAGCAACAAAGGACGCCAGGUGCGGCCAGCGCAACGGGCAGCAACCAUACAGAGGCGAGCUCAGAGAAGGAUCCCUUCUUGACACUCCUCGAGCAACUCGCAGAAAACGAGCAGAGUAGGGGUGGGCCCAGCGAGUUGGACUUUUUUCUGAGUGGGACGCAGUGA